Messenger RNA from Caenorhabditis angaria, 4968 nucleotides. Lineage: Eukaryota; Metazoa; Nematoda; Chromadorea; Rhabditida; Rhabditidae. The record is from the annotation of a GenBank genome assembly.
AUGGGCAUUCGGUGAGUGAUAAAUUUUGUGAUUAUUGACGCUUCAGUUGUUGUUUGUUUCUUUCCUGCCAAUUUUGAUCGAUGCUGUUCAGAAUUACAACUGUUUCCAUGAAUUUUCCCAUCAGCUGGGCAGUGCAGCGCUUCGUGUCAUUGUUCACGUGUUUCAAGCAAAAAAUCGUCUCAAAAAUACAUAUACUCUCUUCUAUUACUAACUCAUCCCGCAAUGAUAAAAACGAAACGAACAAUAAAAAUGUUGGCGAUUUAUCAAAUUGAAAAAAAAACCUGGAAAGAAUUUAUUCCUCAAUACUAAAAACCCAAAGAAGGAAAUGGCAUGUUUCAGUUCAUCUAUUACAGUUUCAAUUCAUCUAUUACAACGUUAAAAACUUGAAAAAAACACUAAAAAAUUUAAUAAUGUUAGAUUUUCUGAAAGAAGAAUAAAUAAAUAAAAGAAAAGGUUACGGUUUCUAUAGACGCACACGAUUUAUCUUCAGCUGGUCUCGGAUGGAAAAGAAGCAAGUGUGCCCCAUUGCGAACCGGGAACUUGUUUUUUUGAAAAAAAAACUUUCAUUUUAUGUUUUUUUCCGUUGUUCAACCAAACAUAUUCGAAUAUAUUCACUGUUAUAUAACAAAAUAUGAAAACUCACUUUGCUUGGGUUUUCUUUAAUUCAAUCGAUGAUCAUUUCUGUUGCACGAUAUGUUCCAAAAAAUACAGCAAAUCGACUAGCGUCACAGUUUUGGGAGAACAUAUAAAGCACAAUCACGAAGCGAAAUUGGACGAAUUUUUGAAUGAAGAGAAAAAGAGGAAGGAUGAAGAGGUAACAUAAUCAACUGAAUCUUGUAAUUUGAGACAUUUUUACAGAUUGUGGCUCAAGAUCUUCAAAUUUCAAAUAGCUUGCCGAUUUCUGAAAACGAAUCAAUGAAUCUACGAGUACUUCUUGCAAAGUAUGUUCAUAUUUGUGUGUCCUGUUAUCAUAAUUGUUUUAUUUUUCCAGAGCACUCGCUGUUUCAAAUAUUUCAGCAGAAUUUAUGAAAAACGUCUACUUUCAUAAGUUUUUGGCCAAACUUAAUGCAAAGUUCGCUCCUCCAUCCACAUCAACUGUUCGCCGCGAUCAACAAAGAAUCGUGGAAGAUAUGCACAAUCAGUUGAAACCAAUUAUCGAAAAUAACUUUGUAUGUUUUUCGUUCACACGUUUCACAACCAACAAUUCGAUGAACUUCUCUUUUGCAGAUCACAAUUUCGGAAGAUGGGUGGUCGUCCACCAACCAAACAUUGAAAAUUCACGCUGUACUUAUUUAUUUUGUUGAUGAUGAUUUCAAAAGAAAUAAGCGGGUGAGUAUUGAAAAUGUUGUUCAAUAUUCACGUAUUGCGAUUUUUUAGAUCUUGGGGAUUCGCAAAUGUGCCGGUGGCGAUUCAGCUGCAAACUUGUCGUCGAUGAUUGUCAAUUUGUUAAACGAAUAUUCAUCACCCUUAAAACGUCAAGUCCAGUUUUCAAUCACUGAUGGAGCUCCGGCGGUCAGGAAAUCUAUGAGAGAUAUUGGAAUCGAAAGGUUGGAAAGUAGAAAAGUUAAAAGUUUUUCAACGUUUUAUUUUUAGUUUGCGCUGUGCUUCACAUUCCGUGCACCUGAUUGUCAAAAAAUGUGCAGAAGAUCCACAUAUCUCAAGUGCUUUAGCCAAAGCCAAAGAAAUCGCUAAACUAUCGCAUACAACACAGGCGGUUAAGAACUUGUUCAUACGGUAAAUAUUUUACUUCAUCUGAAAAGUUCAUUGAAAUUGUUAAAUUUAGUAAAAAAAAUAGAAUAAUUUUUUUUUUAGCAAAAUCAGGUCUUUCUCAACAACACGAUUUUUGGCUUCGUUUUAUUUGUUGUCGGAUUGUAUUUCAUAUGUGAGUUUAAAUAAUUUAAUUAUUAAAUAUUGGUGUUUUCUCAGAGUUCUCUCAUUGCUGAAAAUGUGCAUUUGUCGAAAUUUGCUCUGUCAAAAGAAGAAAAAACAAAAGUGACUUUUUUCAUCAUGGUUGGUUCGAAAUUGGAAUCUAUAUUGAACACUGUAAGUUUGAAAAAAAUUGUUCUGCAACAAUUGAUAACUUUCAGACUGAAAAAUCCGACUCAUUCGUGAGUGAAGUUAUCCCGCAUUUUUUAUAUCUGAGAAGUUUUGUUCGAAACUCCAAAGAAUUCAGAAGAAGAAAAAACAAAUGUCAUGCAUUGGCUUUGAACUUCGACCAACAAAUUAAUAAAAGGUGAUUUUUUUUUUCAAAUAAGAAAAUCAUAUUCAAAAAAUAUUCUUCUUUAAAAAACCCCCAGUUUUCGACUCGAAAAUCUUAAUGUAAGAAAACCUACCAAAUUUGGUCUCAUUUCUUUGUAGUCUCUUCAUCAUUUGAUCCAAAAAACUUUUUUUUUUCGAAAACCGAACAUGUUUAGGAAAGUUUUUUUCAGGCUGCGUGAAUUUCGACUAACCCCAUAUAUUUGCUCGUUGUAUUUGGAUAUCAGAUUGAUGUUUAAAGUGGAUUUGGACCACUUCUAUGACUACGAAGAGAUAUCUGAAGUUAUUCUUGAUUUUAUCUGUGAGUUCAAUCCAAAAAUUAUCUGUCAAAACAUUGAUGUUUUCAGUGAAAAAUGAAUCGAAAUUCGAACACGAUGAGAACAAUCCACCAGAAAAAAUUAGAAAAGUUUCCAGCGAUUUUUGGUCGACUGUUGAAGAUUGUCCUGCUUCUCGUUCCAGUUGGAAACAAAAAAUUCAGGUUGGUUUAUUUUAUGAAAAUUAGCUUCAAAAUCUCGCAUUUUUCAAGUUAGAAAUGAGCAAAUACGAAAACCUGCUCCGAACUUCAACAAUUUCAAAAGAAACUAACAUUUUGGACUGGUGGAAAAUGAAUCAGACAAUAUUUCCGAUUUUAUCAAAGUGUGCCAAGAUGAUGUUCUCGUGUCCUGCUUCUAGUUGUGAUUGUGAACGAUUAUUUUCGUGAGUUUUUAUAAGCACUGAUUUCCGUUUCAAAAAUUCAAUUUUUAGACAGGCUGGCUUAUUGUUGAGCAAUAAAAGAAGAUUUUCAAUGAGUGUGGAGUAUUUAGAAACGUUAUUGACGCUGUCGAAUGAUUUGAAUUUGGAAGAUUCGAAGUUAGUGGAAGAUUCGAAGUUAGUAAAAUAUUUCUCAAUAAAUCAGAUUUUUUCAGGAAGUUGAUCAAGGAGGGCGAAGAAGAGGAGUAUUUUGAUGUCACCGCAUUCGAUAACACCAUGAUCGACGAAGAUGAACUUUUGCAUAUUUCAGAAGAUGAAGAUGACGAUGAUGAAGAUGAAGAAGAUGGUCAAGAUUCUGAUAAUGCAUCUACGGAUAAUGAAGAUGAUGAGGAAUCUUCGAAUGACGAUGAUAAUGAGCAAAACAAAGAAGACGAGCAUGAGAAAAGUGAUGAAAAUGUGAAUAUUUCGGCAAACAACGACGGAACAGAUGCUGACAAAAUUGCCGAAAGUUAGCUAUAUUUUCAAAAGUUUUCUAUAAUAAUUUGUUUUGAAAUAAUAGUUUUGGUUUUUUUCACAACAAACACGAAAUUCCCAUCGACAAAAGUGGAUUAAAUGUAAUUGCUUUAAAAAACACAAAAAAAACACAUAUGGAUGUGGUUUUUAGUUGAAAAAUUAUCAACGCGUGAUUGCGCAUGCCGGGAAAUACAAAAACCUCAACUUUUGGUCUAUUCCACAUUGAACAGAAGUUCUGGGAUGAAGCUGAAGCUCCGCACUUAUAAAAAAAACAUAAACUAACACCCAACAUAAUUUUCUCCAAUUUACAGAUCGAUUUUGAAAUUUUCACUGAUAAACUCUGCGGAUUCACGUUUUUUCUUUCGAAAAUGUCAAUUUUUGAUGCGAUUUCGAACAAAAAUUGAUAUUGUCACCACUUAGAAGUGAAGAACGGGAUUUGGUGUCAACACAGGCAAUGAGAGCGUCAGAACGCCACCCGAUUUUAUUGAAAAUAGUUGAAAAAUAAAAAACUUAUUAUUGUUUGCAAAAAAAAAUAUCUCGAUAAAUGUAUAAUACCCUGGCGUCAAUAAUCACAAAAUUUAUCACUCACCGAAUGCCCAUGUCUGAAACCCGGUUUAAAAAAACAUAAACUAUCACCCACCAUAAUUUUCUCCAAAAUUGGAGGGGCCUUCAAAAGUUUGUUCCACAGAAAAAUGUUCCCCGUGCCCAAAUACCUCAUUUUUAAAAAAAAUUGUUUUUUUUUGGUGAAACAUGCCUUUAAAAGUCAUUUUCGGACCGAAUUGUUAUCACCACGAUGUUCCCGGCAUCGAAAAACUACUAAAAUUUGAAUAUCAAAAAGUUUUAUUUUUGGUGAUAUGUUCCUUUAAAAGUCAUUUUCAGACAAAAACAUUAUCACUGCGCGAAUCCCCAUAUCUAAAAACCCAAAAAAUCCAAGUUUCAGAUCAAUCAGAUGAUAUUGAUAAUUUAGUGAUAACAGCUGAUAAGAGCUUCUGGGAUAAAGCUGGAGCUCUAAACUUAUCAAAAAUAGUCUCUACUAGCUUCAGACAUCAUUUUUUCCAAGUUUCAGAUCAAUCAGAUGAUAUUGAUAAUUUAGUGAUAACAGCUGAUAAGAGCUUCUGGGAUAAAGCUGGAGCUCUAAACUUAUCAAAAAUAGUCUCUACUAGCUUCAGACAUCAUUUUUUCCAAGUUUCAGAUCAAUCAGAUGAUAUUGAUAAUUUAGUGAUAACAGCUGAUAAGAGCUUCUGGGAUAAAGCUGGAGCUCUAAACUUAUCAAAAAUAGUCUCUACUAGCUUCAGACAUCAUUUUUUCCAAGUUUCAGAUCAAUCAGAUGAUAUUGAUAAUUUAGUGAUAACAGCUGAUAAGAGCUUCUGGGAUAAAGCUGGAGCUCUAAACUUAUCAAAAUUGUCAUCUACUAUCACCAAACAUCAUUUUCUCCAACUCCCAGCUCAUUCUGAUAAUUUUGAAAUUUCACUGAUUAUCACUGAUAACAGCUUCUGGGAUGAAGCUUAA